AUGAAGAACUUCAUUCUCUUGGCUGUUUCUUCCAUCCUGUUGGUGGACUUGUUCCCCACGCACUGCGGGCACAAUGUAGAUCUGUCCAAGGCCAUAAAUUUAAAUGGAGUAAACUUCAAUAAUGUAGACGCCAGUUCACUUGGCGCGGCACACGUAGGACAAAGUGCUAGCCGAGGCAGAGGACUUGGUGAGAACCCAGAUGACGAGGAAGGAGAUGCUAAAAAAAAAAAGGAUGGAAAGAAAGCAGAACCAAAAAAUCCACGUGAAAAUAAGCUGAAACAACCAGGAGACAGAGCAGAUGGACAGCCAGCAGGAGACAGAGCAGAUGGACAGCCAGCAGGAGACAGAGCAGAUGGACAGCCAGCAGGUGAUAGAGCAGAUGGACAACCAGCAGGAGAUAGAGCAGCUGGACAGCCAGCAGGAGAUAGAGCAGAUGGACAGCCAGCAGGAGACGGAGCAGAUGGACAGCCAGCAGGAGACAGAGCAGAUGGACAGCCAGCAGGAGACAGAGCAGAUGGACAGCCAGCAGGUGAUAGA
Messenger RNA from Plasmodium vivax (malaria parasite P. vivax), 537 nucleotides. Its product is annotated as circumsporozoite protein, truncated, putative. NCBI's taxonomy places the organism in Eukaryota, Apicomplexa, Aconoidasida, Haemosporida, Plasmodiidae. The annotation marks the transcript as partial. The transcript has a single exon. The record is from RefSeq and is a predicted model, not a curated record. Gene Ontology annotation, cellular component: cell surface.